Xiphophorus maculatus (southern platyfish) is the source of this 3144-nucleotide messenger RNA. RefSeq names its product tripartite motif-containing protein 16-like. Gene Ontology annotation, molecular function: zinc ion binding; protein binding. The record is from RefSeq and is a predicted model, not a curated record. The coding region runs from base 1179 to 2846 and encodes 555 amino acids. Lineage: Eukaryota; Metazoa; Chordata; Actinopteri; Cyprinodontiformes; Poeciliidae. The transcript is spliced from 2 exons.
AAUCAGAAAUUUCCUUGUUUUUUUCCCCCUGAAAAUUUCUGAUUUUCUCUCUUUUGUUGGUGGAAAUUCAGUCCUUCUCUUUUUUCUACUUUCAAUGGACCCAACACACCAUGGUACCGGUCAGUCGUUGCCCUCCCCCCCACACUGGGUGAGCAGUGGUCUCAGUCUGGCUCCGCCCCUGCCUGGUGCACCUUCCUGGAUGAAGUCCAAAUCAAGAGACAAGAGUUCUUUGUGGGAGGACAGACAUGGGACAAAGACGUGAGACCAGAAGACGAGUUCUCCAGUGGAUCCUUUAUCUAGAAAAUCCUGCAUCUGCUUUCAUUUCAGAGAAAUUCCUUGCUGUGGAGCUAUAAAUGAAUCUUAAUUUGAAGGAUCCAGUGAUGUGUUUGCCCUGCAGGACCUGUGCUGCUUUUAAACACCACUUUCUGUGUGUCAGGUCCAACGGCCUCUCCUCUCCUCUCCUCUCCUCUCCACCUGAUAAGCCGUUUAAAGCUGACAGAGCAGGAUCUGUUAAAUGGAAACACGAUGAAAGCGACCCACACUCAGCCGAUUGCCUUGGCUUGCAUCAUUUCGCCUCCCUGGCUGAAUUAGUGCUAACAAGGUGGCAAUAAAACAAAUGAGAGUCGUAACGCAGAGUUCAGGUUCUGAAGCGGUGCUGUGCUGCAGGGCCGGUAGUGGUGGUGGUACCUGUGGGGGGUCACAGGUACCGCUGCAGGUUCUGGUCCAGACCUGAGUGAGUAUCGGGUUCGCUGCAGCGGCUCCAGGGCCCAUACCCGGUUUAGAUUUACCGCCUCCCUGGAACAGAGCGUGGAGCGUCACCUGCAUCUGGUUUCCACUGACAAAUCAAAGCCAGUUGUGGUGGGAGGGCAGCGCAGUUAACCAAAACAGGCCGCUUCAUCAUUUUUACGGCCAGUAGGAGUUUGCAGCUUUUAAAUCUUUGUUCCUGUGGUCUGUUAGUCAGCGCUUCGGGUGGCUCCCAGCAGCGGCGAGGAGGAGAGGAAGGUGCAGAUGCAGGUGGAGCCGAACAGACAGGAAGUCUCCGAGGACAGCAGGAGGUGGGGGAGGGGGGACAUGGACGGGAUCAGGUUCAGGUUGGACUGCAGCGACGGCACAAACGGAAAGACGAGACGCCGGGAUCGGAAGUGAAACUCACACAGUCACUGUGACUGAGAGCAGAAAUGGAGCAGAAUCAGCUGGACAGUGAAACUUUCUCCUGUUCCAUCUGUCUGGAUCUACUGAAGGAUCCGGUGACUACUUCCUGUGGACACAGCUACUGUAUGAAGUGUAUUAAAGCCCAGUGGGAUGAAGAGGAUAAGAAGGGAAUCCACAGCUGCCCUCAGUGCAGGGAGACAUUCACACCGAGGCCUGUGCUAAAGAAGAACACCAUGCUAGCAGCUUUAGUGGAGCAGAUGAAGAAGACUGGACUCCAAGCUGCUGCUGCUGACCACUGCUAUGCUGGACCUGAAGAUGUGGCCUGUGAUUUCUGCACUGGAAGAAAACUGAAAGCCAUCAAGUCCUGUUUAGUCUGUCUGGCCUCUUACUGUGAGAAACACCUUCAGUCUCAUUAUGAUUCAGCUACAUUUAAGAAACACAAGCUGGUGGAGCCGAACAAGAACCUCCAGGAGAACAUGUGCUCUAAGCAUGAUGAGGUGAUGAAGAUGUUCUGCCGCACUGAUCAGAGGUGUGUCUGUCUCAUCUGCUUAAUGGAGGAACAUAAAGAUCAUGACACAGUCACAGCUGCAACAGAAAGAACUGAGAGGCAGAGAGAGCUGGAGGAGAGACGAGGAAACAUCCAGCAGAGAAUCCAGGACAGAGAGGAAGAUGUGAAGCUGCUUCAACAGGAGGUGGAGGCCAUCAAUCACUCUGCUGAUAAAACAGUGGAGGACAGUGAGAAGAUCUUCACCCAGCUGAUCCGUCUCCUCCAGAAAAGAAGCUCUGAGGUGAAGCAGCAGAUCAGAUCCCAGCAGGAAACUCAAGUGAGUCGAGUCAAAGAUGUUCAGGAGAAGCUGGAGCAGGAGAUCACUGAGCUGAAGAGGAAAGACGCUGAGCUGGAGCAGCUCUCACACACACAGGAUCACAACCAGUUUCUCCUCAAAUACCCCUCACUGCCAGAACUCAGUGAGUCGACACACUCAUCCAGCAUCAACAUCCGUCCUCUGAGACACUUUGAGGACGUGACAGCAGCUGUGUCAGAGCUCAGAGACAAACUACAAGACGUCCUGAGAGACAAAUGGACAAACAUCCCACUGAUGGUCACUAAGGUGGAUGUUCUACUGUCAGGACCAGAACCAAAGAGCAGACCUGGGUUCUUAAAGUAUUCCUGUCAAAUCACACUGGAUCCAAAUACAGCAAACACAAGGCUGGGACUAUCAGAGGAGAACAGGAAGGUGACAAGGAUGAAUAAAUAUCAGUCUUAUUCUAGUCAACCAGACAGAUUCACUGGUUGGCCUCAGGUUCUGAGUAGAAAGAAUCUGACUGGACGAUGUUACUGGGAGGUGGAGUGGAGCGGGAAACGGGUUCAUAUAUCAGUUACAUACAAGAAUAUCAUCAGAGCAGGAGGUGGGACUGAAUGUGGAUUAGGAUUUAAUGACAAAUCUUGGGCUUUAGUGUGUCUACAAAACAGUUUUAGUUUUCUUCACAACUACAUCUGGACCUCCAUCUCAGGUCCAGUUUCCUCCAGAGUAGGAGUUUUCCUGGAUCACACAGCAGGUCUUCUGUCCUUCUACAGAGUCUCUGAAACCAUGACUCUCCUCCACAGAGUCCAGACCACAUUCACUCAGCCACUGCUGGUUGGAGUUUGGGUUGGUAACCCCGGUGCAUCUGCAGAGUUUUGUAAAAUAAAAUAAAUUUCCUCUUUUCUCUCUAAUUGUUGAUCAGGUUCUUGGUUCUGAUGUCUCUGUUCUGCUGUUCUGUUCUUCUUGAUUUUUCUAUUGUAAAUGUAGUUCUCUGUGUUCCUGGAGCCAUGAAGGAAAUCACUGCUGAUGUUUUUAUUUUUAUAUGAUAGAAAAAUAUUUCUCCACAUGAAAAUCGAAAAUUCUCUGGGCUUUAAUAUGUUAGCUUUAAUAUUUGUAUUAAUAUAUUUUCAUGGUCUAGUUCUUUCAUGUUGGUUUAGUUUAAAUCAGUUAUUAAAGUGAACUGAACUUG